Messenger RNA from Prunus mume (Japanese apricot), 1550 nucleotides. The record is from RefSeq and is a predicted model, not a curated record. NCBI's taxonomy places the organism in Eukaryota, Viridiplantae, Streptophyta, Magnoliopsida, Rosales, Rosaceae.
AAAAAAAGCACCCUACUCUUUUUUGGCUCUGUUCAUACAAAAAAUGAGUGAGAACAACAAUCAACAAGUCUUUGACAUCUCCAUUGAUGUGGUUCCAAAGAACAAUGGCUCCAAAUGCUUUGACGACGACGGACGGCUCAAACGAACUGGAAGUGUAUGGACCGCAAGUGCACACAUAAUAACGGCUGUGAUUGGAUCUGGGGUGCUUUCCUUGGCAUGGGCCAUUGCUCAGCUAGGAUGGAUUGCUGGUCCAUCUGUCAUGUUCUUGUUCUCCUUUGUCAGCUACUACACUUCAUGUCUCCUCUCUGACUGUUACCGUUCCGGGGACCCCCUCACCGGCAAGCGAAACUAUACUUACAUAGACGCUGUCCGCUCCAUUCUUGGUGGAGCAAGGGUCAAGGCUUGUGGGCUAAUUCAGUAUUUGAACCUUUUUGGAAUUGCCAUUGGAUAUACCAUUGCAGCAUCUGUUAGCAUGAUGGCAAUCAAGCGAUCCAAUUGCUUCCAUGAGAGUGGAGGAAAGAAGCCGUGUCAUAUGUCAAGCAACCCCUACAUGAUCUUGUUUGGCGUCACAGAAGUUUUGCUCUCUCAAAUCCCGGAUUUUGAUCAAAUAUGGUGGCUAUCAAUUGUUGCUGCUGUUAUGUCUUUCACCUAUUCUUCCAUUGGUCUUGCCCUUGGAAUUGUAAAAGUUGCAAGUCAGUCAACCGGGACUUUUAGGGGCAGCCUCACCGGCAUAAGCAUCGGAACUGUGACCGAAACUCAAAAGAUGUGGAGGAGUUUCCAAGCUCUUGGUGACAUUGCCUUUGCCUACUCAUAUUCAGUGAUUCUCAUUGAAAUUCAGGACACCAUCAAAGCCCCACCAUCAGAAGCAAAGACCAUGAAAAAGGCAACCGUGCUAAGCAUCGCGGUAACGACAACUUUCUACAUGCUUUGUGGGUGCAUGGGCUAUGCAGCUUUUGGAGACUUUGCCCCUGGAAAUCUUCUCACCGGUUUCGGCUUCUACAACCCAUUUUGGCUGCUUGACAUUGCUAAUGCCGCCAUAGUAGUCCACCUUGUUGGAGCAUAUCAAGUAUUUUGCCAACCCAUCUUUGCCUUUGUUGAGAAAUGGGCAGCACAGAGAUGGCCUGAAAGCAAGCUUAUCACCAAAGAGUUUCAAGUCCCAGUGCCUGGGCUACCCUCAUUUAAGUUAAACCUCUUUCGACUGGUUUGGAGAACAAAAUUCGUGAUGCUAACCACAAUAAUAUCAAUGCUGCUUCCCUUCUUCAAUGAUGUGGUGGGGCUACUUGGGGCAUUGGGAUUUUGGCCAUUAACUGUCUAUUUCCCAGUUGAGAUGUAUAUUGCACAGAAGCAGAUUCCAAAAUGGAGCACAAGAUGGAUUUGCCUCCAAAUGUUGAGCAUUGCUUGCCUGGUAAUUUCUCUAGUUGCUGCUGCCGGUUCAAUUGCCGGCGUCAUGCUCGACUUGAAGGUUUACCGACCAUUCAAAACCAGCUACUAAAUCUGUCACUGACUAUCCUUUGACUGUACGCAAAAGGAAAUCAGUGAAAUUCACUUCC